AUUUAUACGGGGCUGCCUAAGGAAUGUAAACUAUUCAACAUGGAGGCAGCAGUCAAUAUGCUGGAGGCGACGUUCCAGAAGGCAGAGGCUGACCUGGAAUGCAUUGAAAAACAGAUAAAAUUAGAGUUCAUGACUGACUUUCCAGAUAAUGGAUUGGAAGAGGAAAACCCGGUGAAAAUACUGGAGAAACUGAACACUAUCAAAGCGCGAUACAAGGCCGUAUCUUCGCAGUUGAAGGAAAUCACAGCUCUACAGAAGGAGUCAAUGGAUGUGGUCAGAGCGCAUUUUGGCACUACAGUCCAGCUUCUCCAAGAACUUCAGCAGACUUCAGACUUCAUGGUUCCAACGUGGACUGAUGAGGAAAAAGAGGCAGCAGAGUGUCUUUGUUUGCCUGUAUCUCAGCACUCAGGACAGACACAAUCUGAUUUUGAGCUCCCAAGCAAUCAACAAGCACAGGCCUUGAGCAAAAAGGAGUUUGCGCAGCUGAGCGAGGAGCAGCUGGGGGCAGUACCAUGCAGUGUCCGCUGCAAUGUCAAGCUUACUGAUCUCAACAUGUUCUAUAAGCAGCUGUUUGAACAUUUCACCAGGAAUAACAGUGGGACCCUUAACAUGCUACAGAUGAAGAAAAUGAACAUGAAGGUCAAUGAUGCCAUGUUGAAAACCCUGAAGCACCUCUCCCUUAUUGAAAUGGACAAGAAAGGAAAUGUUCACCUAGCACCAAAAGACUGAUAUCUGCAUGGUACUGAGUUGUACUCGGACCGAAUUCCUAAUCAUUUUGCUAGAGGUUCUGUAUUUUUGGUGUUUGGAUUUCCCAAACAAGCUGCUAAA
Molecule: messenger RNA, 828 nt
Organism: Scleropages formosus (Asian bonytongue)
Lineage: Eukaryota; Metazoa; Chordata; Actinopteri; Osteoglossiformes; Osteoglossidae
Gene: ska2
Product: spindle and kinetochore associated complex subunit 2
Exons: 7
Coding region: 40-729 (229 amino acids)
Biological process (GO): mitotic cell cycle; chromosome segregation; cell division
Cellular component (GO): spindle microtubule; outer kinetochore
Molecular function (GO): microtubule binding
Source: RefSeq, a predicted model, not a curated record